AUGACUCCGGCUCAUUUCAUUCAACAAUUGGCCAUGAGGAUCUUACUUGAUUUAACUCAACCGGACAGUCGCUAUGGCUAUCUGUUAAAAACGCUUGAAGCAUUGCAAAGAAGGGAAACCGCUGUAGCUUUUUUUACGUCAAGUGAUUUUUUUGAACAAAUUCGCAAAAGUUUGAUGCUUAACAAUCAAGGUUUCGAUGUUCACAGUGAAAUACUCGAAAUUUUGUUGAGAAUUCAGAUGGAUGGAUAUAACUCGAAUCACAUCACAAAACGCGAUAAAUUCGGUGUAUCGCGAGAUCAGUUGAAAAAUGCGCGUGAAUUUCCAAGGCAUACGGCAUACAACUCCUUACAUCAUAAAAAUCGGUUCCGAUUUAUUCGCGCAACGGACGUUUACUGUCAUUAA
Messenger RNA from Acaulospora morrowiae, 402 nucleotides. The record is from the annotation of a GenBank genome assembly. NCBI's taxonomy places the organism in Eukaryota, Fungi, Glomeromycota, Glomeromycetes, Diversisporales, Acaulosporaceae.